Molecule: messenger RNA, 3621 nt
Organism: Odontomachus brunneus
Lineage: Eukaryota; Metazoa; Arthropoda; Insecta; Hymenoptera; Formicidae
Gene: psidin
Product: N-alpha-acetyltransferase 25, NatB auxiliary subunit-like
Biological process (GO): N-terminal peptidyl-methionine acetylation
Cellular component (GO): NatB complex; cytoplasm
Molecular function (GO): protein binding; protein-N-terminal amino-acid acetyltransferase activity
Source: RefSeq, a predicted model, not a curated record
AGGACACCAUACUGAUUCGUUCGGCCACGAAAGGCGCUUAUUUCAAUAUCCUCGUUGAUGAUACGGCAGAUUGUCCGCCUUGCAUCCCAGGAGUCGAAGGAAGUCGGCGGAUCGUCUGGAUCCCUGGUUUGUUGAUUUUAAGUUACCAUAAAAAGUAUCAUGGCGUCUAGGAGCCAUGUGGACAACACAGUGAACGAACGGCGUUUGCGGCCGAUUUACGACUGGUUGGACAAUGGGAACAAUAAGAAAGCCCUCCAAGAGGCAGAUAAGGUGCUUAGAAAGCAACCAGGUAAUCAGUGUGCCAGGGUGCUCAAAGCCUUGGCCUUGCUGCGACUGGGCAAGCAGGAUGAGUGCCAAGUUAUUAUGGAUAAAGUACGGUCUGAGGUGCCCUGUGAGGAUUCUACUUUGCAGGCAAUGAGUAUUUGCUACAGAGAGACACUUCAGCCCGACAAAAUUAGCGAAGUUUAUGAAGCUGCUGCAAAAGCUGAUCCACAUAAUGAGGAGCUUCUGACGCAUCUUUUCAUGUCGUAUGUUCGCCUUGGUGAUUAUAAGAAACAGCAACAAACUGCCAUAGCCUUGUAUAAAGUAAAACCUAAGAAUCCGUAUUACUUCUGGGCUGUUAUGAGUAUAGUGAUGCAGGCUACUCAUUCAGAUGAGAAGCUGGCAAAAGGGGUUACGUUGCCUUUGGCAGAGAGAAUGGUCCUAAAGUUAGUAAAGGAAGGCAAAAUGGAAGCUGAACAAGAGGUGCAGCUUUACUUAAUGAUUUUAGAGCUGCAAGACAAAAAUGAAGAGAUAUUAAACGUAUUGUCUAGUCCUUUAGCUUCGCAUCUUUCAUACGUGCCACAACGAAAGGCGACACUUUAGAAAUUAGAACGUUUCCCUGAAGCUGCUGAAGCAUAUCAAGAACUUAUUAGAAAAAACACUGAUAAUUGGGCGUUUUAUCAAAAUUACCUUUCGAUGGCCUUAAACUUUUCACAACCGACAGAAUGCUUGGAUUUCCUUAACAAUAUUAUUAAUAUGUCCGAAAACAAAAUUCGCGCGCCUUACUUGGCACGCUUGGAAUUACUGAAACGUACCUGUACUGACAAAGAUGCACAGUACAGCUUGCAAUCUGUGGAUCUUAUGCAUCAAUAUUUUUCACAAUUUGGAGAAAAAGGCUGUGUAGUUAGUGACUUGCGAUUAUAUUUAAGUAUACUCACACCUAAGAGCAAAGCGGAGUUACUCGAAAGGAUCGAAAAAGACAUUAGUGUCGCGCCAGACGAGUUUCCAACUACCGUACAACAGUUGCAAAAGUAUAUCCACUUAGAACAGUUGCGACGUAUUUGCGGUUUCCACCAUCCUCCUUUAGCAGACAGAAAUAAACAGGAAAAACUGAUAAAGCGACUGUGCGAUUUGUACGAAAAGGGCAACGAACUCUGUCCGGUGCAAGAACGAUUGCCGACCAAUUUCUGUCCGGCGGAUUCGUACAUUUUAUUAGCUUCGCAUCUGCUGCAUCAAUUAUGGGUUGACACUAAUGACGCGUCUUUCCUUUAUAGGGCAAUGUCGUUGUUGGAACGUAGUCUCCUAUCGAGUCCUGCAAAUUUUCACGUAAAAAUUCUGCUCGUGCGGAUAUACUUGGAGGUCGGUUUAGUGGUUGCGGCCGAUCGUGCGUUUACACUACUCGACGUUAAGCACCUGCAACUAGACUCACUGGGUCAUCUUCAUGUACCUCUACUCGCACCUCUCGGUGACUUAUCGUUGGCCUCGACGACUCUUGAUCAUACAGCGAAAUUUUUCAUAGCCAACUAUAAAGAUAGUGCGGACCACUUAACGUUUGCAUACAAAUACGGAAGUUUUGUAAAGAUACAGGAAUUUGUAGAUUUGAGAGAACGCCUAGAAAAUUCGUUUCACUUCGCUACGACGACUGUAGAUAAAAUGCUGCUCGAUUUGUGUUGGUGCGACAGUACUUCCUCUUUCUUUUCUAGUUUGAAUAGUAUGCACAUUCAACCUAAUAAAGAUUCGGUUAGAUGGGAUUCUCUGCGAGACAAUCGUGAUUUGGAGGUUGUUUAUGGGUGGGAGCCAUUUAACCAGAGCGAGGGGGAUCCAAGAAUGCGAAAGGAGACACGUUUAUCCAUGCUAAGACUGCUCGGGGCAAGAAGUCUCAUGUUGCGCAUCUUGAUAGCAAGUGCUGAGCCAGACUCUUCUAUCCUGUUCUCUCAAUUAUUCGCCGAGCUUAAACAAUUAGACGACGAACAUAUUCCGCAUAUUCUACAAAAGUUCGAUGCGGACGGAAAACAAAACAACAGACCAUGCAAUAUCUUGGUUCCACUGGAUGCCGUAGAAAGAUUACGAGAAGCUCAUCACUCCGAACAGCUGAGGACCAUAGCGCGCCUUGCAAAAUCACUGUCUCAUUCGCCUUAUCCAGACUCGGAUUGCAUACAAAUGCUGCGGGCGUCACCUUGCUUGCAGACUUUACCUGUUCCCGAACAAGACAGGCCGGUAUCCUUCAAAAAUUUCUUACUCAGAGCCGCAACUUGCGGCGAAUCUUUAGCGAUCAUUAGCGCUGUAUGCAGUAGCACAUAUACAAUACAAUCGAAACCACAUACUGCGCAAAAGAAGAAUAAAAAAAAAUGCAACAAAAAAAUCGAAUCUGACAUGAUAAAUGAAACUAGUGAAUCUAAGACUUGGAGGGAAGUAGCUACAUUACUAUCGGAGAGAAUCCGAGAUUUAGAUGCGGUUUUAACAGAAUUUGAAAAAUAUGAGUUGUACACAGGAUUAGACGAGAAAGACGAGAUAUGCGCUAGCAUCGCGAAACGCGGCCAAGCGAGUCUCAGACAAAGUUCCAGAGCCCUUAAAUCUCGUGCCCAGCUUACAUUAAGGUUUCUAAGUAAUUUGAAGAGCUAAAACCACUCGACAAUAUUUGUACAAAGAGGAUCUAUCCGUCUACUUAAUAAUUUUCAAGAACGAUUCAAGGAUGAUUCUGUACAUAAUUCUUAGUCUUAAUCAAUUAUAAAUAUUGUAUGAAUGGUUUAAUGCCGAUUGAGAUACCUCUGAGACUAUCUUCAUUUGUGAAAAAUAUCGCGCGAUCAUGUACACUAUCAUAUAAUCUGUUCACAUGUUUGCAAUUAAUAUAUUGAGUGCCACGCUGCAUUUGGAAUCUUAUUAAGUUACAAAAUAAGAUCAUAUAGAUCCUAUUUUGUAACUUUUAACGGCAGUGUUAAAAGUUACAGAAUAGCUCUACAAAUUCGAAUUUUCUAGCUAUCAUGUGUUGUCAUGUACAGAAUCAAAUUAUUCGAUAUAUUAUCAAUUGCAUGAGUAUCUGAUUAAACAAAACACUUAGUAAAAUAAUUUUUAAUUGAAUAAAUAUAACCGUCAUCCGUAAAUUGGUGAUAAGGUUUCUGCAGAAACUCGCACCCUAUUCAAAUAUGAAAGUGUGACACUCAAUGUGUUAAUAAAACAAAUGCCAUAUUCUUUAAAUAAAACGUAUGAAGGCUGUAAAGUUCAAACUAUCGUGGAGUUUACUCUCGAAGUUUCGUACGCCUAAAGGUGUUUAAAAUACGCGACUGGCUAAUCGAUUUAAAGAUAGUUUUAUCUCAUAUAUUUUUAGUUUUGAGCUUCUUUCCUCUCUUUUUACUAUUAAAA